Gongylonema pulchrum is the source of this 777-nucleotide messenger RNA. The record is from the annotation of a GenBank genome assembly. Lineage: Eukaryota; Metazoa; Nematoda; Chromadorea; Rhabditida; Gongylonematidae.
AUGGAUAUAUUGUGCGAAGCGCUGGAGCACUUUUCGACGGUUGAGGAGGUUACUGAGCCGACGCUUUGUGCGUUGCGACACUGCACCGCCCGACAUCCUUUGGCAUCGCAAGCGCAAAGUGAUAUUCGCCUGUCGCAGACCCUACCAGUGAUCUUAGAACUGAUCGCCUCCAUGCGAGCACCAGUUGUCAAGGCAGCUCUGGGACUUGAAACGACUGCGAAGGGUGAGUCAGUGGUCACUCUGGCGAUGGACGUGCUGGGACGAGCGGGCGUUCAGCUGCGGCAGGAUCCAGAUGCACUGGCGGAUGGCGUAGCAAUGCGAGAAUUGGUUGAGGAAAUUUUCCAGUUACUUUCAUGGGAAGAAGUAUAUGCAAACGAUGAUGAGUUGCUGCAGCGAGAGCUUCUCGGGCUUCUCUAUCAACUUUCGAAAACACCGGAAGGAGCACGACAGCUCGAUAUGUACGGGCCGGCACCCGUACUUGCCGAAGCUUUGCAUUCCAGACACAAAGCCAUUUCGACGUACGCGUCCGGAGUAUUGAAAAAUCUACAGUUUGACAAGCCGCUGAUAUAUCGUGAAGAGAUUGAUACGGAAAUUGAGAGUGCCAUGAAUGGUGUUGCUGGUGAGGAAUGGAUGCACGAUGGCCUGGAGCCGGAGCUUUUUUCCGAGAUGUACCGCUCGUCGGAGAUGGAGCAUCUGGAUCGUCCUCAGCCCUGGCAACAUCCACCACCCUAUCAAACAAACAAUCGAAGUCCAUCGUGGUUUGAUACGGAUCUUUGA